Parathielavia appendiculata is the source of this 1593-nucleotide messenger RNA. RefSeq lists its product as uncharacterized. Lineage: Eukaryota; Fungi; Ascomycota; Sordariomycetes; Sordariales; Chaetomiaceae. Gene Ontology annotation, cellular component: mitochondrion; cytosol. The transcript has 3 exons. Gene Ontology annotation, biological process: intracellular glucose homeostasis; glycolytic process; carbohydrate phosphorylation. Bases 1 to 1593 code for a protein of 530 amino acids. Gene Ontology annotation, molecular function: D-glucose binding; glucokinase activity; ATP binding. The record is from RefSeq and is a predicted model, not a curated record.
AUGGCCCUCGCAGCCGAGACCCAGUCAAUUGUCAACCAGUUCGAAUACACGGACGAUGAUGUCAACAAGGGCGUCAAAGAAUUCCUCCGCCAGAUGGCCGAGGGCCUGGAGAAGGACGGGACAAGCUUGAGCCAGAUUCCCACCUAUGUCACGGGGGUUCCCAACGGUACCGAAAAGGGCCUGUAUAUGGCUGUUGACCUCGGUGGUACCAACUUCCGAGUUUGCUCGGUAAAGCUCAAUGGCGAUGGCACAUUUAACAUUACCUCCGACAAGGUUGCGGUGCCGAAGGCGCUGAUGGUCGCGAAGACGGCCGAAGAACUGUUCGCCUUUCUCGCCCUGCAGAUCAAGAAGUUUCUCGAGAAACACCAUGGCGAUCACUUUGAAGCGCACAUCAGACGCCGGAUGACUGUGAGCUCGCCCGAGGGUUACAAGGAUGAAAACGUCUUCCGCAUGGGUUUCACCUUCAGCUUCCCCGUGCAGCAAAUGGGGAUCAACAAGGGCACUUUGAUAAGAUGGACAAAGGGCUUUGAUAUCCAAGACGCGGUCGGAAAGGACGUGUGUGCUCUUCUGCAGCAAGAGAUUGACAAGCUUCAUCUUCCCGUGAAGGUGGCUGCUCUUGUCAACGACACCGUCGGCACACUCAUGGCCCAUUCGUACGGGGCGCCGGGCAGCCACGGCGCGGUGCUGGGUGCCAUCUUCGGCACUGGGACCAACGGCGCUUAUGUCGAGAAGCUGUCCAACGUAAAGAAGCCGAUGGUGGGCGAGUACGAUACCUCUACCGGGGAGAUGGUGAUCAACACGGAAUGGGGCUCGUUCGACAACCAGCUCAAUGUCCUCCCCAACACGCCUUGGGAUGUCGUUCUAGACAAACAGAGCGUGAACCCGGGCUUCCAGAUGUACGAGAAGCGAGUCUCGGGCAUGUUCCUCGGAGAAAUUCUGCGGUUGGUUAUCCUCGAUCUGCUGAAGAAUCCCGACGUCUCCUUCUUGAAGGACGAUAACUCAAGCACCAACGACCUGAGGUCAACAACCGACAUUGCCGAGACAUCGAGCAUCUUCCAGCAAUGGGGAGUGGACAGCUCCAUCCUGUCGGUCGCUGCCGGCGACCACACGCCGGCGCUCACCCUCCUCCGCAAGGGUCUCGAUGACAACCUGCAAAUUCACGCCGCCGCGUACGAGGAUGCGCAAGCGAUCAAGUCCGUCGCCGACGCCAUUGGCCGCCGUGCUGCUCGCCUCGCGGCCGUUGCCAUUGCUGCUAUCGUGCUGCAAACAGGCAAGCUCAACGACCCGGCGCACAAGGACGAGCCCAUCGACGUGGGUGUCGACGGCAGCCUGGUCGAGCACUAUCCGUACUUCCGGGAGAUGAUUCACGAGGCGCUGAGCAUCGUCGACGGCAUCGGAAAGGAGGGCGCCAAACGCAUCCGCAUCGGCCUUGCCGAGGACGGCUCAGGCGUCGGUGCUGCCCUCAUCGCGCUGGUGGCCGCGGGCAUGGAGAAGAACACCACCGAUGCCGAGGAGAUCUUGGGCGAGCUUCGUUCUACCGCAAAGGCUCAGGCGGCUGCUUCGGUGGACGACGAGAAAGCCACUUCUGAUUAG